Molecule: messenger RNA, 1245 nt
Organism: Caretta caretta (loggerhead turtle)
Lineage: Eukaryota; Metazoa; Chordata; Testudines; Cheloniidae
Gene: TIMP1
Product: TIMP metallopeptidase inhibitor 1
Biological process (GO): response to hormone; response to cytokine; negative regulation of endopeptidase activity
Cellular component (GO): extracellular matrix
Molecular function (GO): protease binding; metalloendopeptidase inhibitor activity
Source: RefSeq, a predicted model, not a curated record
CCCCACAACCAUAUGGAGUCUCCCACACACAGCCGGCUGCUCCAGCUGGGGCGUUGUGGGGAGCAGGACACUGGCUGUCUGUGUGGGGGCUGACCCCAUCCUGGCACACACAGGGCAGGGGUGCCCCUCACUCCUGCCCCGGCUCAGGGCAAGUCACGGAGUCCCAGCCAAAGGGGGCAGGUUUAACCAGAACGGGCCGCGCAGAACCUCCAGCACCUUCGAGCCCAGGCCAGGAGGAAAGAACCCAGGAGUCCUGGCUCCCAGCCCCCCCGCUCUGAGCUCUCUGUGGCAGGAGGUCACUGAGUCCCAGGACCCCCUCGAUCCCAGCGUCACCAUGAGCCCUGUCGCCUCGAGCCGGCUGCUGGCGGGAGCGAUCCUGGUCCUGGCGCUGGGGGACCCCACGGCCGCCUGCAGCUGCGCCCCCCAGCACCCCCAGACGGCGUUCUGCGAGGCUGACGUCGUGAUUCGGGGCAGGUUCGUGGGGGUCACUCCGCUGAGCCACAACAACAGCCGUGGGGAAUCCGUGCCGUGGGUUCGCCACGAGAUCAAAACCACCAAGAUCUACAAAGGGUUCGAGCCGCCGAAGAACGUUCACUUCGUAGAAACCCCGGCCCUGGAGAGCGUCUGUGGGUACCAGCCCCCGGCCUCCCUGAAGGGGGAGGAGUACCUCAUCAUGGCCGUGCGGCAGGGUGAGCGCCUGACGGUCUCCACCUGCUCCUUCGUGCGCCCCUGGAGCCGCGUCCCCCCCAGCCAGCGCCGCGGGAUCAGCCAGGCCUACGGAGGGGGCUGCGCCUGCCAGGUGGUGCCGUGUAACUCCAUGCCCUGCGCGCUGUCGGGCGACGCCCAGUGCCUCUGGACCGACGGGCUGCUGGACCGGAGCUGGCAGGGGCCCCAGGCCCAGCGUCUGGCCUGCCUGCCCCGCCCCAGCCAGGGGGCGCCCCCCGGGGCCGACCCCUUCUGCACCUGGGAGACCCUCAAGAGCAGCCUCGCCGGGGCCCUGCUCAAGGCAGCCCAGAGCCGAGGGCAGUGACCCCCCCUCACCGUGGACUGGGAUGUGUGACCCCCCCCCGCAGAGGCAGGACCAGGGGUCUUCCCGGAGUGCUCUGCACUGGGGGGUGGGGCAAAAGGGGGGGUCAACGCUCUCCCUGAUCUCUGUGCCACCCCUAUCCCCCCGCCAAGCUUGGACUCUGUUAAAAUUGGUUUCCUGAGUUUUUGAUUCGUAAAUAAAGAAAUCGCUGGGACUCA